Hypanus sabinus (Atlantic stingray) is the source of this 3151-nucleotide messenger RNA. Its product is annotated as palmitoyltransferase ZDHHC16-like. Gene Ontology annotation, biological process: protein palmitoylation. Bases 462 to 1532 code for a protein of 356 amino acids. The record is from RefSeq and is a predicted model, not a curated record. NCBI's taxonomy places the organism in Eukaryota, Metazoa, Chordata, Chondrichthyes, Myliobatiformes, Dasyatidae. The transcript is spliced from 12 exons. Gene Ontology annotation, cellular component: Golgi apparatus. Gene Ontology annotation, molecular function: palmitoyltransferase activity.
UCGGAUUAUUGCGCAGGCGCAGUUAGGGUGUCCCGUCUUUGUUGCCUCAACUAGGUUGAUGUGAGGUGGCGGCUGGAGUGGACGGGAGGAGCGGCCGGGCCGAGAGAGGUUGCCGGAACAACGCGGAGUGCAGUUCCAACUGCUGAAGCUGUACACAAUCAUUCACAUCUCAAGACCCCAAGUGACAAGAUUCCCCCACUUGACUCUUUGCUGAGAUUCUCCUGAUGCCUGGCAGAGACAUCAUCUGUGUACGUAAGACUCUUCACCUGUGACUUUACCAAUGCAGGAGUGCUCAUUCUGCAAUACUGUGGUGGCACACAGGAAAUGUAGACUCCUCCAGCACCUUAUCGCUGUCAGCAGAGUCACCACGUGUUACAUCUGUCUGGCGUGAGGUGCCCGAGACAGAGAGUUGAGCUGUGACGUGCGAUGUGCUCCCGCUGACCAAUGCUAUCUGCCUUCUAAUGAGGAAACAUCUGCACUGUGUCUGUGCCACGAUGCGACUACUCCUCAGGUGCUUCCGACUGGGCCGGAGGCGGCGAAUCAGGCUCCUUCAGCACGUUGGCACCUACUGGAGCUACAGCAAGCUGUGCGCCCGCUCCCUGACUUACAACUCCUUCACCAACAGUGACGUGGUCCUUGACUCCCUGUUCGAACCCAUCUACUGGUUGGUGGACCACGUGACCCGUUGGUUCGGCGUGGUCUUCGUGGUCCUGGUGGUCUUCUUGACCACCACCAUCGUGUUGAUUGUCUACAUCUGCGUCCUUCCUGUCAUCCUGAGUACGUACCCAGCGGGCUGGAUCGCUUGGCACCUCUGCUACGGACACUGGAACCUGAUGCAGAUCGUCUUUCAUUACUACAAGGCAGUGAAGACGCUCCCAGGGCACCCAGCACAGGGUAAAAAUAACAUUCCAACAGUUUCCAUCUGCAGGAAGUGUAUUAAUCCCAAGCCGCCUCGUACCCAUCACUGCAGUAUAUGUAACCGAUGUAUCUUGAAGAUGGACCAUCACUGUCCCUGGCUGAAUAACUGCGUGGGUCACUACAAUCACCGCUACUUCUUCUCCUUUUGCCUGUUUAUGACGCUAGGCUGUGUUUACUGCAGCGUAAGCAGCAGGGAGCUGUUUAUGGACGCCUACCUCACCAUCAAUACGGCCACUGCAGCUCCCAUUAUAUCAUUCCAGGAAAAGAUUUUCCACAAGAGUAUCAUUUACCUGUGGGUUCUCUGCAGCUCAGUAGCCCUCGCCCUCAGCGGUCUCACCUUGUGGCACACAGUCCUCAUUCUCGGUGGGGAGACCAGCAUCGAGAGGCACAUCAACAAGAAGGAACGGCAGAGGCAGCAGCAGAAAGGACGGGUUUUCCGAAAUCCUUAUCAUGCAGGCAAACUGAACAACUUGAAAAUGUUUCUUGGAAUAGAAAAACAGAGUCACUGGAUAACUCGUUUGCUGCUUCCAUCCUCUCACCUACCGUACGGAAAUGGCAUGACAUGGACACUCCCAGCGGCUUUCAGCGUAGACAAGACAAUAUUGGCGAUUUGAUGAUGACAGUGUUGCCAAAACCUUUGCUGAGCGGGAUGGGGACGUGAACUAGAGGGACCGAGGGCUUGUUGGCCAUCCUGGCUGAGGGGAGUGAAGGAACCGUUGGACAGAAGAUGACCCAGUGAUUGCUCUGCACCUUGCAGUGCAAGGCAUGAGCCAGAAGCUCAAUGAAGCAAUAAAAGGCCACAAUGGUUGUUCACUGUGCUCACACCAGCAAGCUGUGCUUCACUGGAUGGGAAUAUUAAGGGAGUAUUUUAUACAUGCAAACUUAAGGGUGUUCUGACAAAACCAGGCCCCAUUUAAUGAAUAGAUACAAACUCUGAACAGUAAAACAGUAUUCCUUCCUCAGGUGCUGUAAAAUGAAUGCAUAAAAGUGGAGUCUUGCUAAUCAGAACGCCCAAGGAUGGAUUUAACUUUCUGGGAAUACACACAGGCUGUGCCUGACCUUUGAGGAGAUAAACAGAAUGGACCAAGCCCAUUACUGUCACGCAGUGGUGGGAAAAGAAAAAUCUGUUACCCUUUGCUUGAAAAGAAUUUCAGUGAAGUAAGACCUUAUUUAUUUUGAUGUGUAUGGCUGCUAAUCGUUUCCUUCCCAAUUCUGUAGGUGAAGGCUUUUGUUACAGCAGAUGAAUAUAGGUGAUCCAAUGUGAUCUUCACCAUUCCAAUGCAGUCUGCCCACAGAUAGCAACAAUUGGGUUCUGAUGUAGAUCUCCUGGAAAUGGACGGAGAGUUGUGAAAGGAUCACACCUAGCAAGAACGGCGACUUGAGAAUAAUCCUGUUGUUGAAUUUAUCAUUAAGGAUAUUGCUGUAAACAUUUUGUCAUUAGUUUCAUUGGUGUUCUCUGUUGAGGUUGAUAAAGUUUCCUGUGAGUGACACUUUAAAGCUGCUCUAUUGCAUUGAGGGGGAUGGAGGUUGUGAUGAGUCCUUCAUAAUCUGUCUUUCACAAAAGGGCAUGUAGGCCCUCUCCUAAAUCCCUUUGCCUGGUGCGCAGAGCUCCACUGUGGACCAGAACUAGAAGCCUGUGGAUUAGGCAUUUUGGUGCUACAAGGACAGGGGCCAGAGAAUGUAGCCACCCCAUACCUUUACCCUUCUGAACCAGGGUAAAUCAACAUGGUACAUGAACCUUAACUGCACUCCAACACUCCCAGCUGGGAGCUAUCCAGGUACUUAGCAAUGUACAUCUCCAUUUUUUUUCUUUAAGAAUUGUAUUUCUGUUGGGAUAUCCCAAGUGCUUUCAGUCAGCAAAGUUCUCUGGUUUAUUCUGUACCCAGUUUGGGCGAUUUGUACCUGCUUGUUCGUUUUCAAGGCAGGAGGCCAGGUAGAAGUAGCCGAAUGCUGAGUUACCACCCCUGCCCGAGGUUAAAAACCUUUCUUAGAGCCCCGUGGUGCAAAUCUUGUACUUAAUGUUUAGGGUGAGCUGGUAGCAGACACAGAAUUUCUUUACAAGUACUCAGUGUUGUUUCUUCUCUAAUGUUUUGUGUUUCCAUUUGUAUUGUAACUACAACACCGUCCUUGUGACAUCAGCCACCCACAGUACUUCCAACAAUUUCUAAACUGUUCCCUUUAGACAGUGUACUGGAGAACAGGAGAUUCUUACAAAUAAAUGUUUUACAUUUGA